Molecule: messenger RNA, 1197 nt
Organism: Letharia lupina
Lineage: Eukaryota; Fungi; Ascomycota; Lecanoromycetes; Lecanorales; Parmeliaceae
Exons: 5
Coding region: 1-1197 (398 amino acids)
Biological process (GO): interstrand cross-link repair; recombinational repair
Cellular component (GO): mitochondrial nucleoid; mitochondrial chromosome
Molecular function (GO): single-stranded DNA binding
Source: RefSeq, a predicted model, not a curated record
AUGUCAAGCUCCGAAAAGACCAAAGAGACGCAGGGAUUAGAAGAAGAUGACGAGCCAGAUGAGUGGGACACGAGAAUAUUCAGCACAGGUUGCUCAGCUGAACAAGCGAAGAUGAAUGACUGCUACUUCGAUAAAAAGGACUGGAGGACCUGCAGGAAGGAGAUUUCGCCACCCGUCCCAAAAACGCCUGGCGUGCGCCAAGACAGGGUUCAAGCUCGACUAUCUCCAACCUCAAAAUCCUGCCUCCGUCUCCAAACAGCCAAUUCCAUGGCUACCCUUACCCUCCAGAGGGCUUCCUGGUGUCUACAAAUUUCAAGGACGUCGCGUACUUUUGCUGUUAGCUUCACGACAGCACUGCCGCGCAAAGGCAAACCUCGUCAUCUCCCGCAAGACUUCUCCAGCCCCUUACGCGAAACCUCAAAUCCUCUCCACUCUAGUAGAGAAGACGCUGCACGACGAUCUACAAGACAGGCUGAAACUAAACGAGCUUUUACCUCAACGAGGGUCUACCGGGCCCAACAAGAAGCAGCUUCGCCAGCCUCAAGACCGACCUCUCUCGAUGCCCAACAACCUCAGCCUCCAGAAUCAAUUUUGCCCGACACACGCGAUCUGACUUCCGGCCUCAAUGACCAAAACGUUUUUCUAGACGAAGGCGCUCGCCAAGUCGAUUGGACGCGCUCGUUCCACGGUCUCUCCAGUGAAGCUUUCUCGCCUGAAGCCGCAAAGGCGCUGCUUGCGCCUAUAGAGCCAGAUGAGAUCGAGGUCAAGCCGGAUGGCAUCAUAUACCUUCCAGAGAUCAAAUAUAGAAGGAUUUUGAAUCAGGCUUUUGGGCCAGGAGGAUGGGGCUUGGCGCCGAGAGGAGAGACCAUCGUGACAGCGAAGGCUGUGACAAGGGAGUACGCUCUCGUUGCACUAGGAAGGCUCGUAUCCGUCGCUCGCGGGGAGCAAGAUUACUUCUCGCCGGAAGGCAUUCCCACCGCAGUCGAAGGAUGCAAGUCUACAGCUCUUAGACGCUGCUGCAAGGAUCUCGGUGUGGCGAGCGAGCUAUGGGAUCCAAGAUUCAUUCGGAAGUUUAUGGCGCAGCAUGCGAAGGAAGUCUUUGUCGAGCACCAGGUCACAAAGAAGCGAAAGAAGAUGUACUUGAGGAAGGAUGAUUCGAUCAAAUAUCCUUUCAAAGAAAUGAAGUAUGGGUCUUGA